Molecule: messenger RNA, 1269 nt
Organism: Puma concolor (puma)
Lineage: Eukaryota; Metazoa; Chordata; Mammalia; Carnivora; Felidae
Gene: ASTL
Product: astacin like metalloendopeptidase
Biological process (GO): proteolysis
Molecular function (GO): zinc ion binding; metalloendopeptidase activity
Source: RefSeq, a predicted model, not a curated record
AUGAAUAUGGGAGGCCUCUGGCCUUGGGUGCUGGGUCUGGUCUCUUUGCCAGGUUUGAUCCUAGGAGCACCCUCAGCCUCCAGCUGCUCAGAAGCCUAUGGAACCAGCUUCUCGGAGGGCCUCAACCCCGAGGGGACCCAGACAUCCUGGGACAAGGACAUCCCUGAGAUUAACCAAGGGCUCAUCCCAGAGGAAACCCCAGAGAGCAGCUUCCUCCUCGAGGGGGACAUCCUCCGGCCGAGUCCCUUGCGGCUGUUCUCAACUACCAGCAACAAGUGGCCCAAGAACGGGGAGGUCGUGGAGGUCCCCUUCCUGAUCUCCAGCAGAUACGAUAAAGCCAGCCGCGACAUCUUCCUAAAGGCAUUUGCCGAGUUUGAACGCUUCACAUGCGUCAGGUUUGUUGCCUACCAGGGCCAAAGAGACUUCAUUUCCAUCGUCCCCAUGUCUGGGUGUUUCUCCAGCGUGGGACGCAGUGGAGGGAUGCAGGUGGUAUCCCUGGCACCUACAUGUCUCCAGAAGGGCCCAGGCAUUGUCCUGCAUGAGCUCAUGCACGUACUGGGCUUCUGGCAUGAGCACUCACGGGCUGACCGGGACCACUAUAUCCGUGUCAACUGGAAUGAGAUCCUUCCAGGCUUUGAAAUCAACUUCAUCAAAUCUCGGAGCAGCAACAUGCUGGUGCCCUAUGACUACUCAUCAGUGAUGCACUAUGGGAGGCUUGCCUUCAGCCGGCGUGGGCUGCCCACCAUCACACCGCUCUGGGCUCCCAGUGUCCACAUUGGCCAGCGAUGGAACCUGAGCACCUCGGACAUCACACGGGUCCUCAGGCUUUAUGACUGCAGCCCAAGUGGCCAAAGUCCCCGUGGGAGAGGGUUCCAGCCCCACAGCGAUGGUAGGAGCCCUACUCCUGCUUCUAGACCAUACCUGCAGCAGCUUCUGAAGGCAUUGUCGGCAGAAUCUGGGCGCCCCGACCCCAGUGGCUCCAAGGCUAGAGCCCAGCGCAUUGUUGCAGGGCCUGGAGAGAGCCCACGUAGCUGGAAGCUCCCUGCGCUGAGAAAGUUGGGUGUGGGGGCCUCUGCAAGGCUGCUUCAGACCCCAGCUUCCUCCCUAAACUCCAGGCCUGGAGCAGACUUUCCUGGUUUGGCUCUAGAGAGGUCCUGGCUGGCCCAAGUGCCCUCUGUAUCACUCACUGCUUCUCCGGAAGCAGAAGACCAGCCAGGACCCAUCCAGGAGGCUUUGGGGAGCAGCUCUCCCAGGAGCACAUGUACCUGA